Messenger RNA from Aphanomyces invadans, 936 nucleotides. RefSeq lists its product as hypothetical. The coding region runs from base 164 to 823 and encodes 219 amino acids. The record is from RefSeq and is a predicted model, not a curated record. Lineage: Eukaryota; Oomycota; Saprolegniomycetes; Saprolegniales; Verrucalvaceae. The transcript has 2 exons. Gene Ontology annotation, molecular function: phosphatase activity.
UGACAUUGUGGCGUUGGUGCGGCAGAGGAAGGGCCGUCAUGCCGGUCGCAGCCAUCAUCUUCGACCUCGGUAUCAACGAUACACAUCUCAACUGCUCAUGGACAGUCCCGUGUACAAGCAAUUCACAUGGGUGUGAGUAGAUGGGACCCUCAUCGACACGGAAAUGCUCAGUGUGGAGACACUGACGGAAAUUGCCGGCCCAUCCUAUUCGCUCGACUUGCAAAAGCGAAUCCUUGGCAUGCCUAGCCACGAGUGGACUCGAAUCGUGAUCGACGAGUUGAACUUGACCAUGUCACCGGACGAUCUAGCGCAUGCAUGGCACACGAUCUUGGGCACAAAGGUCACAUCCAGCGUUUUGCUGCCAGGUGAGUUGCUCGAUCCUGUUAUUUCAACCUGCAGCUGGAUUUACCGUUCAGGGGCAUUGGACCUCGUCCAGAGCCUCAAGAAUCAACCUAACGUCAAGGUCGCGCUCGCCACAUCAUCGACGUCCAAGGCCGUCGCGAUCAAGCGUUCAGUCCACCCGGCACUGUUUGAAGCAUUUGAGGUGAUCGUUUGCGGCGAUGACCCCGCCGUCGUUCAUGGAAAGCCGAGCCCAGACAUCUUUCUCGCGGCGGCAACGCGCCUUGGCAUCGCAGACACGACGACGUGUGUCGUGGUGGAAGAUUCCCCGAACGGCGUCAAGGCUGGACGAGCUGCAGGCAUGCAAGUAGUGGCAGUCCCGGAUGGCCGCUUCUACGACGAAGUCGGCAUUGCCGCGCGAUUCACGGACGCCGACAUCGUGUUGAGGUCGCUCGAGCACUGGCACACGGCAGUUUUUCAGUAAUACGUCGCGGUGCAUACAAAUCAGGAACGAAUUUGCACCCGUGACAUCGAUAGACCAAUGUAGCGCUUCAAUACACAAGAUGGCGACGCCGUUGUUCGACAUGCGGCUUCAGC